AUGCUUUCGAGCACUCUGGCUUCUAUAACUCUAAACACGGGACAUGGGAGUGCAACUCAACUGAGCCAGCAGAAGGCAGAACGCCCCUCACAGAUCAAAUUUGUGCGAGCAGCACAGAUGAGCCUUUUUGCAGAUAUUACCAGCUGGCCGCCCUUGGGCCAGGUUACAUGCCUGAAAAGGAGUGCGGAUCACGAUAAGCUCCUCUUUACCGUCCAGCUCAAGUCAAGCCGCUCGUUUCCUGAGCAGACCUGGGAGGUUUCCAUCUGGCAUAAUGUUAACAAUAACGAUUCAUGGGAAGCACUUCCUUUGCAAAAGAGUUCGACGUCACAAACUAUUCCCAUGGCAGUGGGCCCUGGACCAGGGCUAAACUAUCACACCUACACAUUCUCCCAGGAACUCGACUUCCCGAAACAGGGUAAGCAUGCCGCUUUUACUAUAAGAUAUAGAAUUGAUGCAGAGUCUUCUUGGACAUGGGUGAAGGAUCAAUUUGGGACGAAAGAUGGCGAAUUGGUUUUUGAACCUUUCAGCUCUCAACUUCUCAAAAGCCUUGAGCCCGUGGUCCAGGAGUCAAAGUUGACUGAGUAUUUGGAUCACUUUAAUCCGAAGCUCGAGAUUGAGACACGCUUAAGCGAGUCCCCCGGGGCACUCUUGUGGAGCGUGACAGGCACUGUCCUAUCCGCGGUUGAUAACCAGAGCAGUCGCGAGAAAAUAAAUUUCGGCCUCCCGAAGGACUUCGUUAGAUAUUAUGCUCUUGUCCGUAUAUGGGAACCUUGGAUUGCACCACGACACGGCAUGAAAAACCUGGCUUUGACAGAGGACGCCAUUUUUCUGUCAUUUUUGCGCAAAGAUGGAACGCACCUUGUUCUCCUUGCUAUCAGUGGGGUGGAUAACGUCAUGACUCUAUUUAAUUCCGGAGACGAAGGCCAGAUUGUGGCGGUUGUGAGGAAUGACAAUUUCCACAACUCCAACUUUCAGGUUCUAGUUGCAGUGGCACCUUCUUUCGAGGUCGCGAAAAGCGCCGUAAUGUAUGAGUCGCGAAAAGUCGUGAGACAGAUUUCUGGAACUAGGUCCGCAACUUUAACUACGCCGCAGGAGCUGAAUGAGCCGAAAUCACCGUUGGGCAAUGAUAUUGUUCUCGUGGAGGAUGACCCUCAGGUUCAAUGGAUGUCUGAUUGGUAUGACGGCUUAGCUUAUUGUACUUGGAAUGCUCUAGGACAGGACUUGACAGAGGAAAAAAUAUUAAAAGCCCUCGAUAUUCUAAAAGCAAAUGGCAUCAAUAUUGUCAACCUCAUCAUAGAUGAUAAUUGGCAGGCAUUGGACAAAAAGGGCGAAGAUCAGUUUAAACGUGGCUGGAUGGAAUUCGAAGCGAAUAAGGAAGGGUUUCCAAAUGGGUUGAAGCAUACAAUCAGUAAAAUACGCCACAAGCACCCAAAUAUCCAGCAUAUUGCCGUUUGGCAUGCCCUUCUCGGAUAUUGGGGUGGUAUCUCACCUGACGGUCAGAUUGCAAAAACGUAUAAAACAAAGAUCGUCAAAAAGGUUGAUGGCAUUUCCGGUGGGAGUAUGCUGGUUGUCGACCCGGAUGAUAUUUACCGGUUCUAUGACGAUAUGUAUAAAUUUCUUUUGGAGGCUGGAGUUGACUCCGUCAAAACCGAUGCGCAAUUUUUCCUCGACAUGUUGCAGGAUCCCACUGACCGAAUCCGAUUUACGACGGCGUAUCAAGAUGCGUGGUCCAUUGCGUCGCUGCGUUAUUUCCAAGCCAAAGCAAUCAGCUGCAUGUCGCAGGCGCCACAGAUCAUUUUUCACUCCCAGAUACCGACAAACAAGCCACGGAUUCUCCUAAGGAACUCUGACGAUUUCUUUCCCGAUGUCUCCACGUCCCACCCGUGGCACGUUUUCUGUAAUGCACAUAACGCCCUCUUUACACGGCAUCUUAACGUGAUCCCUGACUGGGACAUGUUCCAGACCAGCCACCCGUAUGCAUCCUUCCACGCAGCAGCUAGAUGUGUUUCUGGCGGCCCAAUAUACAUCACCGAUGUGCCAGGUGAACACGAUAUCAAUCUUAUCAAUCAGAUGACGGCUCCGACAACCGAAGGCAACACGAUUAUUCUUCGGACAAGCGUUCUAGGAACCUCAAUUGAUGUAUACCACAAUUACAACGAAGGCCAGAUGCUCAGGGUAGGCUGUUACACAGGCUGGGCAAAAUCUGGAAGUGGUAUCCUAGGCCUCUUCAACAUCCGCGCUGGGAAAACCACCUCACUAGUCUCCAUCCUUGAUUUCCCAGGCAUUUCUCCUGGUAGCAGUGACAAGUAUGUGAUACGCGCACAUUCUUCUGGGGCCAUCUCGCCAAUAAUGAAACCUUCAGACCAAGCCUCACUGGUUUCCGUAUCUCUGGAAACAAAAGGCUGGGAAAUUUUAACGAUGUUCCCUGUCAGGACAUUUACAAUGCAAAAUAUACAAAGAAGUAAGGAUAUUCAUUCAAAUAGCAGAGGUGCCACGAUACACACCGAUGUCGCUAUUCUAGGCCUCUUGGGAAAAAUGACUGGAGUUGCUGCUAUUGUAACUUCAGAAAUUUUCCUUAUCGCUAAUAGCAGGCUCAAAUUUAACAUUAAUUUAAAGGCAUUGGGAACAUUGGGUGUAUAUAUAUCUGAUUCUACCUGUCGCACUGUGGAGGAAAACUUCCUGGUGUUGCUCCACGGGGAGGUGGUUCCGAUGCACACUGUUCAACUGAAGGUUGCAGGAGAUGGGACUGGGAAGACAGUGCUUGCUAUUGAUGUUGAGACCGCGUGGAAGGAGUUGGGUUUAGUUAGCGGUUGGAGCAAUGAAGUGGUUGUUCAGAUUUUUAUGAGUUGA
This is a messenger RNA of Paracoccidioides brasiliensis Pb18, 2850 nucleotides long. RefSeq lists its product as uncharacterized. The record is from RefSeq and is a predicted model, not a curated record. The coding region runs from base 1 to 2850 and encodes 949 amino acids. The transcript has 2 exons.